AUGUCCGGCCUCCAGCGCAUGCCAGUAAUCGCUGGCGUCGCCGGCAUUGGCACCUCUGUUGCUGUACUGUCAUCCAUUCCCUCGGUCCGCCAACGCUUGUCCUCACUUCUCGGGCUCUCUGCGCCUGGUGGAAUAUGGCGCGUCCUCGCGAUCCUCUUUGCGCUCCUUAACUUGAAGAGCUUACCGUUUGUGUGGCACAUCCGCCUCUUCCGCGCCCUAACCUACCAGCUCUACCUAAACCCCCAUCCCAUAACUCCCUCCUCCCUCUUCCGCCCUAUAAUAACCUCAACCCGCACCCCCCUCCUCGAAUGCGAUUACAACCUGCACAAGUCCAACUCGACCUACUUCUCCGACCUCGACAUCUCACGCUCCCACUUCGCCUCCACGCUCCUGCGCAGCGGAAUCCGACAGCUGGGCCGCAGACCGCAAGCAACGCAGAGCACCGCCGCGCCGAUCAAUGGUGGUGGUGGUGGUGCACCAGGCGGCGCCGAAGCGCUGCCCCCACCCCCAGCAAACGGACGUUUCGCGAUAGCGCUAGGAGGGAUCACAUGCCACUUCCGGCGGGAAAUCGCGCCGUACCAGAAAUUCGAGAUUCAUACGCGGCUGCUGUGCUGGGAUCGCAAGUGGCUAUACCUAGUCUCUCAUCUUGUGAAGCCGGGGGUCGCGCGGCCGACGAGCUAUGCGCUGCAGCCAUGGAAGAAGGGGAAGGCGGUUAAGGCGGAGGAAGAGGAGGCGUAUCGGGAGAAGUUGAAGGGGGCGGUGUUUGCGAGCAGUAUUGCCAAGUAUGUGGUUAAGAAGGGACGGUUGACGAUACCGCCGGAGGACGUGUUGAGGCGGAAUGGGCUGCUUCCGCCGAGACCUGGUGAACCAGCCUCUACAUCUUCGUCUUCUGAGGAGGACGUGACCCCGGAACAAGGUGAAACAACCUCAAAUGGGGCACCACCAGAAAUGAUCGAUGCCUUGGACUCAGAUGACAGCGAUAGCGAUACAGAGUGGACAUGGGAGAAGGUUGAGGCGGAGAGGGUAAGGGGAAUGAAGCUCGCGGAGUUGUUUGCGGGAUUGGACGGGUUGCACGAGGAGUUCACCGGCGGAAGGGACGGUGUACUUGGUGAGUAUCCGGAUCUGCUGUGGUAG
Messenger RNA from Coniosporium apollinis CBS 100218, 1134 nucleotides. RefSeq lists its product as uncharacterized. The record is from RefSeq and is a predicted model, not a curated record. Lineage: Eukaryota; Fungi; Ascomycota; Dothideomycetes. The coding region runs from base 1 to 1134 and encodes 377 amino acids. The transcript is spliced from 2 exons.